AUUACAGGCAGCCUCAUCGUUGUAUUCAACUUUUUACUUGAUUAUGCUUGAUAUGCUAGUCUGUCUUUGUAACAAAUUGUUGUAAAUUAGCAAAAAUGGUGGAUUCUGAGGUGGUACUGAAAGCAGAGGAUAUCGCUCAUGUUUUGCGUGACUGCAUAGCCAUGUUACCGGGAUCACGAGAUCGUAACGGCCGAGCAAUAAUAAUUUUUCCGCCAAAAGAACAACAGUUAAAUCCGGACAAUAUUAGGAAUGUGCUUCGCUAUCUUCACACUGUCACUGCCGAUGAAGCUAGGGAUCUUGGUUUUACUGUGAUAAUAGAUAUGCGUGGGAAACAUGCGUAUAAUAAUGUACGGCCGAUUCUUAAGGCCAUCAACUACCUUUGCGAGAUUACUUCUGGACUUAAUGUAAUGAUACUCAUAAUCAAGCCAGACACUUUCUGGGAGAAGCAAAAAGCAAAUAUGUUACUCGGGUCUUGGAACUUUGAAGUUCAUAUGGUCUCCAUUGAUGCCUUAGUGAAAUUUGUGGAUCCAAAUCAACUUAUCCGCGAUCUUGGUGGAUCGUUUCCUUAUGAUCACGAUGACUGGUUGGAUACUCGCUUGGAAUUGGAGCGAUGGAUCUGGCAAGUAUCUGAGGUGAUGCGCAAUUUAGAAUGUCAGCGUAGAUCUAUGAUGGAGGCUCAAUCGCCGGUGGAUGUGGCAACGGCCGAAGCUGCCCUUUCGCAACACUCUUUGAUAAAAAAGAGCAUAUUUUCGGUCCCAGUCGAGCGUUUGCAAAGCGAAUCGGAGAGGAUCAGUGAACGGAUAAACAGGGCGCAGUGUGGCAUCUCAAAUCCUGAUCUGAUAUCAUCAAUCCCACAUAUGGUUAACCUCCUGACGUCACUACGAGGCUUGAAGAACGAUGUGUUCAAACAAUGGGAGAAUCGUCGUGUCGAAUUAGAAGGAUGCUACCAGAUGAAGCUCUUCGAGCACGACGCUGAAGAGAUGCUUGAGUGGACUAGAAAACAUUGUGAUGCUUUAUCACGCCGAAUGGGUGAUAUCGGUUCUAAUGAGUCAGAAGCUUCAGACAAACUACAUGAGUUUGAAGACUUCUCCAAGACUGUAGGCAAUGCUGAAGUCAACAUCGUUCAAGUCACUAACAUAGCAGUUCGUUUGCAAUCGACUGGUACGCAGUCGUCUCGGAAUAAGCUCGAAAGAACAAAGUUACGAUUAGAGGAGGAAUGGACGAGGUUUCAAGAGCACGUGCUAAAAAGAAGACUCAUACUGAGUUCAGCGGUCGCAUUUUUUGUUGCAAGCAAAGCGUAUUUCAAUCAACUGCCGUCGUGGGUUGAAAAUCCAGGCGUCGAUCCCGCUUCCAUGAACGGAAAGCCUGCGGAAGUUCUUGAAGAGGCUAUCCAACAACAUGAGAAGUUUUGGACUAAUGUCGAGGAAACCUAUGCUGAAGCUUUUGCUCAAGGAUCGCAAUUAGCGCAGAUGUUGAAGUCGGUGGAUAUCGAUGACCCGUUUUCCAAAGAACAACUAGGAAAGCUUACAAGAGCUCACAAACAUUUGCUUUGCUUAUGGAAGGAACGAAGGGUACGCCUUCAUUCCAUGCUGGCUCUGAUAGCCUUCCGAACGGACACCCAACUUGUCGUGGAAUGGCUUGAGCAACAUGGGGAUCCCUACCUUGUCAAAAACACUAGUAUAGGUGAAACUGUGGAACAGGCCAGGACGUUGCAAAGGAAUCACAGUCAUUUUCGACAAAUCGCAAAGAACACCUACUCGAAUGCUAACAAACUAUUUGAAGCCAGCAAGGCCAUUUUAGAGUCAGGUGUGUGUGAUGCUGAAAAAAUGCGAGCGAUGAUAGGAGAUCUAGACCAGCGGGUUCAGCAGUUUACGCAUCGCGUGGAAGCCAGAUUCAAUCUGUUGAAUCAAUCCGUUCUUUUCCAUACACAUUAUCAUGAAAUUAUGGCUUGGUACGAUGAAAUGGAAAAGAAGUAUGCUGAACAUGUUGUUGAUUCGGAUAUCGACUCUUGUGAGAGGAGCAAAGAACAGUGGUUGUAUGAAAGCGAUGGUACUGCUCAGGCUUAUGCAACUACUAUCGGGGAAGGAACACAGUUGGUUCGUGAACUGGAGGUUCAUUCUCAGCAUACUGACAUUGACUAUACUAGUAAUAUAGCAUGCAUCAACCGCUUAAUCAGAAAUAUCGAGAACAGAAACAGUAAACUAUCAGCGAUCUGGAAUCCACAGCGCAUACUGUUGCAAAUUGGGCUGCGAUUUGCGGUGUUUGUACGUGACAACUGCGAAGUAUUAUCACAGAUUCGUAGCUGGGAAGAAGAUAUGCGUGGAAUGUUAGAGUCUUCCACCUUCGCUGGCAAUGCGGAAAAAGUGUUACCCUUUCAUCAGGAUAAUACAGCUCAAGUAAAAAUGGCGGUAAAGAACAUACGGAAAUGCGCUCAAGAAGUACUCCAGUCUAUCCAUGGAAAUGGAUUCUCUGACUUGCGCACGAAGCAAGGUAAGAGCGUUACUGAACUGAUCAAGGAAAACCUAAAAAUUCUCGAAGCUGCGGAACAUCAAGUUAUGCAGUACGCCGCUGAAACAUCUUAUCGGAUAGAAGGCUCCCGAAAGCUGGGCACGAUUCGCAAUGUUGUACGCGACAUAGUCGCAGUAUUCGACCGUGAAGAGAGGGCAUUACAAGCCAUGAGCACGGUGCCUGUAGAUCUUGAGCAAGCCCUUAGAGCGCAGGAAGCGCAUGAACUUUUUAUCAAACGAAUAGAGCUCAAUAAUAUGGAUUCUGUGCGUGUCUUCUACGAGUUGUCGAAUGAUCUUAUCCGGGAGGGUUGUACGGAUAGAGCUGCGGUAGUGGAAUUGAACGAGAUGGUCACGAGUCGUUGGCGACGAUUGAGUGGGCUUGCAGAGGAGCGGAACAAACUUUUGAAGGCUGCUAUUGUGUGCUACAAAACGUAUCUCACCGGAGUCUACCCCAUCCUGGAUCAGCUGGAGAAGGAUUACAGCCAGAACCCAGAUCGAGACUGGUGCGCUGUGAGAGCAGGAGAAACUCCCCAGGAAAGAGUCAAUGUCAUAUCCGAGCUGCUCAGCAAGCAUAUGGAUUACAAAGACAGAUUUCUCAAAGGAUGUAUAUACGCUCAGAAGACAAGCGAACUAUUCCUCAAGUACAUAGAAAGAACAAGCGCUGGCGUUCAAAACCGACUUGACAGUGAAAGGAUCAUUAGAAUGAAGUCUGACUUACGAGAACGUCAAUCAAAGAUACUGGAAUUGUGGACAAAGAAGAAGAAGCAGUUGGAUAGGUGUCAACAGUUUGUACUGAUGGACGCUACUCGUCAUAUCAUAGUAGACUGGUUAUGUGGUGAAGGAGAGCGUCGUCUCUCAGAGUUCAUCAACAAAGGUACAGCUGAUCAGGCAACUAUGGAAGACUUCCACACUUUUAAGCUCACUGUGAAGGAAGAAAGGGCAAAAAUUCAAACUCUCCUCUGCAUGGCCGGUCCUAUUAGAGACGAAGCCAAGCAACAUGCUGCAGAUAUUGCUGAAUGUAUGGAUGAUGUGCGACUCCGCUUCGAGAAAUUCUCGCGCCGUGUAGCUGAGUGUGAAACAAUUCUUCGAGGUGGAAAGCCAUAUCCGAAAGAUGAUCUUUCCCUUGAUCGGCUCUCUGAUGCAAGCGUUGAGGAAAACGUCAGCGCAAUGAAAAGAGAACAGAACAGGAAGAUGAAGGAGCCGAUGCAUGAGCUGAUCAAGUCUGAAAGAGAUUACAUUGAAGAUCUGAGAAAAUGCAUCCAGGUGUAUAUUGCUGAAUAUGACGCUGCGGAAACGAAUUCCUCGCUUCCUCCAGCUUUGAAAGAUCGUCGGCAUGCCAUUUUCGGCAAUUAUGAAAAGCUUUAUGCAUUCCAUGCUGAGAAGUUCUUUCAUGAGCUUUCGAAAUAUGAAGAUGAUCCAGAAGAAGUGGGAUGCUCUUUCACCGUGUGGGUGGAUUACCUCAAUGAGCUGUAUACAGAUUACUGUGUAAAUAUGGAGCAGAACAACCAUGUAGUAGCGUUACCUGAAGCUGUGUCCUUUUUUGAGUCUAUCAGAGAGAAACACGGCCUGGAGCAAAAUAAUUCUCUUCAUUCUAUGCGCAUAAAACCGGUCCAGCGAUGUACGAGGUACAAGCUCCUUAUGGAGCAGCUGCUCAAGCACUGCAAUAAUGUUGAUGAAAUCCGGGAGGCGUACGAUGUAGUGAAAAGUUUGCCACGUCGGGUUAACGACAUCAUACACUUCAAUGGCCUGGAAAAGGAUAAGCUCGGAGUGGUCGGACCCUUUGUUAUGCAAGAUCUGUUGACGGUUUGGGAGCCUCGAAAUUACUUCAACAAAGCAAAAGGGAAAGAGCGUCAGGUCUUCUUGUUCGAACAAGCGAUAGUGAUAGCUAAGAAGGUGGAACUUACGCCAAAGAAUGUUAAAUACAUAAUCAAGGGAAAACCUAUACCCCUGGUGGAUGUAUCCGUCGUGGAGCAUGUCGAAGGAGAUGCGUGUCGUUUCGGUCUUCGUGUUGGGACUGUUGCUAGCAACGAAAAUCGCAUUGAUUUGAGGAGUGCUCCACAACCAAAGGAAGAAGUCAAAAUAAUACAAGAGAGGCCUAUAAUUCAACCUUUGAAUACAUGA
Messenger RNA from Cylicocyclus nassatus, 4628 nucleotides. Lineage: Eukaryota; Metazoa; Nematoda; Chromadorea; Rhabditida; Strongylidae. The record is from the annotation of a GenBank genome assembly.